Pochonia chlamydosporia 170 is the source of this 1809-nucleotide messenger RNA. RefSeq names its product Zn(2)-C6 fungal-type DNA-binding domain-containing protein. The transcript has 5 exons. Gene Ontology annotation, cellular component: nucleus. The record is from RefSeq and is a predicted model, not a curated record. NCBI's taxonomy places the organism in Eukaryota, Fungi, Ascomycota, Sordariomycetes, Hypocreales, Clavicipitaceae. Gene Ontology annotation, molecular function: DNA-binding transcription factor activity, RNA polymerase II-specific; DNA binding; zinc ion binding. Bases 1 to 1809 code for a protein of 602 amino acids. Gene Ontology annotation, biological process: regulation of DNA-templated transcription; DNA-templated transcription.
AUGAUUGUGGCAUCCCCUCCUCCCGUUCGUACCAAGCAGAGGCUUGCUUGCCAAGAGUGUCGACGGCGCAAGCUUCGAUGUGAUGGCAAUCAACCUCGCUGCUCCACGUGUGAGAAUUCCGGGACGGAAUGCGACGUCAGCACGAAUCGUCCGCCAAGAGGUCCCAAGAAGGGGUACCUCAAGGCGCUGCAGAGCAAGAUUGAUACUCUUGAAAGUCGCCUCGAGGCGCAAGAGAACGGCCACUUGAAAUGGCCGGAUACCAUCGACAACGGCACGGACCUCAUGUCGUCAAUACCGUCGCUGCCAUGCAUGACGAUCGCGGGAUUCGAGAACCCAAAACUAGAUGGCAACCUUUUUUCCAUGUCCAAUCCCAUGGUUUCGGAUCAAGAUCCGUUUCUUGCUGCCUUUGUUGAUGUCUCUGCUUUGCCGCCAACGACGGCCAUGUUGCCUGAACAUGCGCCGCCGACGCCAUCAACAACCACGGGGUCGAGCCGAACCACCAGCGGCAUUCACGUUACAGAUAUCAUGCAAGCCGAAUUAGAUCAAUUAUACUUUGACAGAAUACACGCCGCUGUCCCCAUCUUACACCAGCGCAGGUACCUCUCCUGGUCCAAGUCGCACUUCAAGACCAAUUCGCGCCUCUGCCUUCAAUAUGCCAUGUGGGCAACGGCGUCACUCAUGUCAGCCCAAUUCCAGCAUAUGCAAGACAUGCUCUACUCAGAAGUAAAGCGCAUGUUGGCCAACUCUAGCCUCCCAAGCUCGAGCCCAAGCCCAAGUUCCAGCUCCAGCUGCAGCUCCAGUUCAAGUUCAAGCUCCGGCAGCCAGAGCAAUCACAACGCCGCAAUACAUGUCGAGCUGGUGCAAGCUUGGGUUCUUGCUGCGACGUACGAGUUUGUCAAGGCAAACCACCAUGAGGCGUGUAUCAGCGCCGGCCGCGCCCUUCGUCUUGCUCAGUUGAUGGGGUUGUAUAAACUCGACGUUUCAAAUAAUGCCACUGCAACUAGCGAGACCGAUUUUAUUAUUACCGAAGAGAAGCGCCGCGUAUUCUGGAUGGCGUUUACUCUUGAAAGUUUGUAUAGUAUGCGCAACGGCCUGCCUUUGGUGAUACAUGAGCACAAUAUUACAACAUUUCUACCUGUACCGGAUCCAGAGUUCCAGAACGGCCAGCCCGUGCAGACAGGUUUUCUAAGCGACUGCAUCGACAAGCGAAGCACCAUUGUCAAAUCACCACUCAACGAAUGCAUCAUGCUCAUGGCCAUGUGCGCGAGGACCCUGUUCCACGCCCACCAGUAUAACACGCACUGCCAGAGCGGCCAGGCAGAGUGCGACCAUCUCGACUGGCAAAAAUGGCUCGACAAUGUGCUCCUGGUGCGGCUACAAACGCUGGCGCAGGACUAUCCCUCCCCUACCAACUCGUGCGAUCCCACGUUGCUCUUCGCUAGCUGCUUGGCACAAGCCACAAUUGUCUACCUCUGCAGGGAGAUGCAAUCCAUUGAGUGGCCUGAUAAUGGCGGCCGGGGCAUCCCACUGGUAGCUGAGUAUCAGCAGCGGGCUCUUGCUGCUGUUGAGCAUACGCUUGAGUUUGCGCGAUCACUGACGGAUUUUCCUCCGUUCAAGAUUAGCCCUUUUAUGCCAAUCCCGUUGUUCAUCUGCGCCGAAUUUCUGUCUCUAAAUCGCUCUAAUCCUGCGACCGCCCCUCUGCUACAGAACUUGGUGGAUAUACUUGGACAGUUGAAGGAGGUUGACAACCCUCAAAAGUAUAUAGGCCUGCCGGAUCUGGACCUAGUUACAGCGUCUAUGAAUCUGUGA